AUGUCGUCUCCUCUUGUUGUUAUAGCAGGUGUCGGCCGAGGCACGGGCACAGCCAUUGCAUUGAAAUUUGCGUCCAAGUACCCUGUUGUGUGUCUUGCACGUAAUGCUGACAAUUAUAACGAGACAGUCGGGAAAGUUAAUGCUUCUGGGGGCAAGGCGAUAGGUAUUAGGACAGAUCUGGCCAGCGCCGACAGUGUCAAAGGUGCUUUCAAUCAGAUUGAGAAGGAAUUCGGAGUGGGAUAUGGCCUGGCAGCCGCGGUCUUCAACGCCAGUACGAGGCCAGUUCGUAAGCCAUUUCUAGAGCUGACAGAAGCUGAAUACGUGGGCGGCUACGAGGUCCUGGGCCGUGGUGCAUUCCUCUUCUCCCAAUUCACCCUUCCACGCCUACUGAAAUCCGUUGCUCAAUCAUCAUCAUCAUCAUCAUCAUCAUCAUCAUCAUCAUAUCCGCCAACUCUUAUCUUUACUGGUGCCACUGCAUCUGUCAAAAGCUCUGCCCAAUUUGCAUCCUUUUCCAACGGAAAAUGGGCUCUUCGAUCUCUAUCUCAGAGCCUUGCAAAAGAGUUUGGGCCAAAGGGGGUUCAUGUUUCUCACGCCAUCAUCGACGGUGUUAUCGGAAUACCUUCUACCCUGGAUUCGAUGAAAGAGGCUGACCCUGCCACCAUGAUUGCACCGGAAGCUAUCGCCAGCGCCUAUUGGUAUCUACACACUCAACCAAGGUCGGCUUUCUCGUGGGAGAUUGACAUCCGACCUUUUUGUGAGAGCUGGUAA
Messenger RNA from Talaromyces atroroseus, 768 nucleotides. RefSeq lists its product as hypothetical. NCBI's taxonomy places the organism in Eukaryota, Fungi, Ascomycota, Eurotiomycetes, Eurotiales, Trichocomaceae. The transcript is spliced from 3 exons. The coding region runs from base 1 to 768 and encodes 255 amino acids. The record is from RefSeq and is a predicted model, not a curated record.